Pseudozyma hubeiensis SY62 is the source of this 657-nucleotide messenger RNA. RefSeq lists its product as hypothetical. Lineage: Eukaryota; Fungi; Basidiomycota; Ustilaginomycetes; Ustilaginales; Ustilaginaceae. The transcript has a single exon. The record is from RefSeq and is a predicted model, not a curated record. The coding region runs from base 1 to 657 and encodes 218 amino acids.
AUGCAUGCAACCGAAAGGAGUCGCAACUCCACCUGUUCCACAGACAAUGGAUCCUCCCACUCACACGACCACGCUCGCCUCACGCACGUAGUCUCGAACCUCUCCAUCGUGUCCGACUCUCCCAAGCACAAGCAGGUCGAGUCCGGCGUCUCUGUCUCCACGUCCGAUGCAAACCACGACUUCGCCACCCAGUCCUUCUCGCAAAUGCAGCCGCAGCUCGCUCCAACGUCCUCCUCGUCCCCAUCUUGCGACAAGCAGCUUUCCGCGGCAGCAACUGUGCAUCUCAACACGCUCUUGACCACGGGCCAGCGCAAGUCAUGGAAAUUCGCUCCCAAUGACACCAUCGACGUGGUCCGAUCACAUAUCUGGAACAAAUGGCCUGCAUCCUGGCCCCAGCCAAGACCAGAAUCGGCCGCUUACCUCAGGCUGCUCCACCUCGGUCACAUUCUCGAUGAUCCCAAGCUCACGCUCGCAUCACGAGGCUGCAAGCCUGGCGCCACCACCGUAGUGCACAUCAUCAUUCGAUCCAUUCCUCCACCAUCAGAGCCGGUCAAAGUCGAGCAGGAAGCGCCCGUCAAGACCGCACAGCCAGCACGACCGCCUUCGCGCAAUCACCAGCAGGAGGACACGCCCGGUUGCAGCUGCGUCAUCUGCUGA